Entrophospora sp. SA101 is the source of this 442-nucleotide messenger RNA. The record is from the annotation of a GenBank genome assembly. Lineage: Eukaryota; Fungi; Glomeromycota; Glomeromycetes; Entrophosporales; Entrophosporaceae.
AUGACUCAAGAAGAUUUAUGGCACCAAGGAAAACUUAAACAGAGAACCAGCACAACUGAAAAUAUCUCGCCUAAUUCAUCACCUAACGAAAACCUUUCUAAUGAGAGGAAUGUUACUGAUCAUUUUGAUGAAUUUUCUCCCGAAUCUGGAUCCAAUCAAAUCGAUUUAACACAAGGUUUGGAUUAUGAUCUCAAACAAUUAGUUUUAAAUAUAAUGAAUGAAGUAAAUAAUAUUUAUUAUGAUUCACAAAAUGGAGAUAAUGACUUAAAUUAUGAGGAUUUUGAAGAAAAUAAUUUUGAAAGAAAUAAUUUAGAAGAAAAUGAUUUUGGAGAUUUAAAUCCUAGAAAUUCAGAAGGAGAAAACCUUGAUAAUAUUCUGGAACAACCAAAGGCUAAAUCUAAAAAUAGGCCCAAAAUCAUUCCUAAAAAAAACAAUUUAUGUG